Messenger RNA from Trichoderma citrinoviride, 2193 nucleotides. Its product is annotated as deubiquinating enzyme. Lineage: Eukaryota; Fungi; Ascomycota; Sordariomycetes; Hypocreales; Hypocreaceae. Gene Ontology annotation, biological process: protein deubiquitination. Bases 1 to 2193 code for a protein of 730 amino acids. The record is from RefSeq and is a predicted model, not a curated record. The transcript has 3 exons. Gene Ontology annotation, cellular component: cytosol; nucleus. Gene Ontology annotation, molecular function: cysteine-type endopeptidase activity; cysteine-type deubiquitinase activity.
AUGGCCGGGUUCUUUAACAAGAUUCGAAAUGCGAGCACGCCCUCGACAGCGCAAACCACCAAAGAACUGGUGUCGAAGAAGAAGGAUGAGAUCGUCCCGGAGUUGACCCCGCUUGAGAAGAUGCUGCAGAAUGCGGGCCCCUUGCGAGAAGAUGCAACUGACAAGUUCUUCGGUUUCGAAAACGCUCUGUUCUACUCCGACCUGUUCCGAGAAAGCGUCAUCAACUACCCAUCGCUCUCGCCCUCAGACACCCCCAAUGGCAACCGGCCAAAGGUCAACGUCACUCUCCGGCCGCCCAUGAACCCCGCCCUGGCGAACCCCCAGCAGCAGACCAAGAAAGGCAUCAGUGCCAAGGAGGCGAUGAAGCAGAAGCAGACGUUGGGCGCUGGGCAGCCGGCGCCUGGACAGCCCGCCGUCAAGCCCGAGGAUAAGCCAGACACCCCCGAGUAUAAGAAGAAGCAGGCCAUGCUCAAGGGCCCUAUCCUGGAACUGGCACAAGAGAAUGCCAUGCCUUACGGCAUGGACGAGUGUACCUUUACCGGCCUCAAAGACAUCUUCCUGGCAGUCCUCCAGAGCAACACCCGAACGGGCGUCUUGAGCCCUCAGCGCUUCCUCGAGAUAUUCAAACGCGACAACGAAAUGUUUCGAAACUCGAUGCACCAGGAUGCUCACGAAUUCUACGGCCUCGUCUUAAACGAUGUCAUUGCCAACGUCGAGGCAAAUGCGAGGAAGAUCCAGGAACGCCUCGAAGUCAAUGGUCAAAGUGAUCUUACGCAGUCGGUGGAAAACGCCUUGGGAUCAGCGUUGAUAAAUAAUGCGACAGGCUACCGCACUCCCGGGACUGGGUGGGUUCACGACAUCUUUGAGGGCGUGUUGACCUCAGAAACGAAGUGCUUGACUUGCGAGACGGCAUCGCAAAGAGACGAGACCUUCCUCGACCUCUCCAUCGAUCUGGAAGAACACUCAUCUGUGACAUCCUGCCUGCGGAAAUUCUCAGCUGAGGAGAUGCUCUGCGAGCGGAACAAGUUCCACUGCGACCAUUGCGGUGGCCUGCAGGAGGCCGAAAAGCGUAUGAAGGUUAAGCGGCUACCCAAGGUACUGACUCUGCAUCUCAAGCGCUUCAAGUACACCGAAGACUACAGCCGCCUCCAGAAGCUCUUCCACCGUGUCGUAUACCCCUACCACCUGCGCAUGUUCAAUACAACGGAAGACGCAGAGGAUCCCGACAGGAUGUACGAGCUCUAUGCGGUUGUUGUCCACAUCGGCGGCAACGCGUACCAUGGCCACUACGUCUCCAUCAUCAAGACUCCCGACCGUGGCUGGGUUCUGUUCGACGAUGAAAUGGUUGAGCCCGUAGACAAACACUUUGUGCGCAAUUUCUUUGGUGACAAGCCCGGUAUGGCCACUGCCUACGUUCUCUUUUAUCAGGAAACCACCUUUGAGAAGGUUCGAGAAGAGCAAGAGAGGGAAGGCAUGGAAGAAGUGAAGCUCGCGACGCAGGCGGCCAAUGUCGCACAAGACGAGAACGGGGACAAGGCGGAACCGGCUCCCCUGAAGCGGCAAGUGACGCAGCCCGUCAUAAUGCCGGAACACGAGUCUCUGGCGAAUCUUGCACAUGCUGCCACUGCUCCUGGGUUGGCACACGCACCCAUGUCACCAACUGUCGAGACGCCAGUGGCGAGCGACUUACCCUUUGCAGGCCCAUCGAGCUCGGGUCUGACAACAUCGAGUACGGCUAAAAUAGUAUCCAAGUCAAAAGAAGACUUGAAGAGAGAAAAGAAGGAGCGUGAAGCUGCGGAAAAGGCAGCCAAACAAGCCGAGAAAGAGAGGGAGAAGCUCAAAGAGAAGCAGCUGAAAGAAGACGAAAAGAAGCGCAGAGACGACCAGGUUAAGGCCAUGCAAGCGCGGAGGAACGAGCAUGAGGAGCUGCAGAAAGCACUCGAGGCUAGCAAGAGGUCUGCGGCCCAAGAAGAAGCCGUAAGGAAGAAGGAGGAAGGCGGAUCCACGAGCUUCCUCGACCGAUCGAAAAAGGGUAGCAAGUCCAUGUCGAAGCGGAGCUUCAGCUUCUUCAGAGACAAGAAUGGACCGCCACUGCCAGACACUCCCGCGAAUGGAGAUGCUCCAGAAAAGGAGAAGAAGGGGCGCAUGAGCAUGGGCUUGGGGAGGAAGAAGAGCACGUCUUUUCUUUCAUAA